This is a messenger RNA of Antrostomus carolinensis (chuck-will's-widow), 711 nucleotides long. Its product is annotated as pancreatic lipase-related protein 2. Gene Ontology annotation, molecular function: protein binding; lipoprotein lipase activity. NCBI's taxonomy places the organism in Eukaryota, Metazoa, Chordata, Aves, Caprimulgiformes, Caprimulgidae. The transcript is spliced from 6 exons. The record is from RefSeq and is a predicted model, not a curated record. Gene Ontology annotation, biological process: lipid catabolic process. The annotation marks the transcript as partial.
UUUGGCAUGAGCCCAGCUAUAGGACAUCUUGACUUUUAUCCAAAUGGAGGACAGCAAAUGCCAGGGUGUGGGAAGAACCCUGUUUCACAGAUUGUAGAUCUUGAUGGCAUCUGGGAAGGAACUCGGGACUUUGUGGCCUGCAAUCAUCUGCGGAGUUACAAGUAUUACUCUGACAGUAUUAUCUACCCCGAUGGAUUUCUAGGCUACUCUUGUGCUUCUUAUGAUGUUUUUGAAACAGAAACCUGUUUCCCAUGCCCGCAAGAGGGAUGUCCAAAUAUGGGUCACUUUGCAGAUAAAUUCAAAGGGAAAUUUAAAAAUGAUUUUGUGAAAUUUUACCUGAAUACAGGAGAGACAAAGGAUUUUGCUCUUUGGAGGUACAAAGUAACCGUGACACUCUCUGGAAAGAGUAAAGUUAAAGGAUAUGUAAAUAUUGCCCUGUAUGGAAGUGGUGGGAACACAAGGCAGCACCAGAUCGUCAAGGGAACCCUCAAGCCAGAUAACUCUUACACAAGCUUCAUUGAUGCAGAAGUUAACAUUGGAACAGUUACAAAGGUUAAAUUUCUUUGGAACAACAACUGGAUAAAUCCAACUCUUCCAAAACUAGGAGCUGCGACUAUCACAGUACAAUCUGGAGAAACUGGAAAGGAAUUCCGUUUUUGUGGUUCUGAGACAGUGAGGGAGGAUGUUCUGCAAACUCUUACUCCUUGCUAA